This is a messenger RNA of Enhydra lutris kenyoni (northern sea otter), 1720 nucleotides long. Its product is annotated as cilia and flagella associated protein 100. The transcript has 15 exons. Lineage: Eukaryota; Metazoa; Chordata; Mammalia; Carnivora; Mustelidae. The coding region runs from base 62 to 1720 and encodes 552 amino acids. The record is from RefSeq and is a predicted model, not a curated record. Gene Ontology annotation, cellular component: ciliary basal body.
GAAGAAACAUGGGAAAAAAGUGUCCACGAUUGCUCCUGACCGUUCCACAAAUCCUUUCCACAUGUCUGGAGAUGUGGAUUUCUUCUUGCUCAGAGAACAGGAGCGAAAUAAGUCUCGCGCAGAGCGGGAGCAGAAGACGACCCUGCAGGUGCACGAGAAGAUGACCUACUCUUCCAAAGUGUUGGCCAAGCACACCAGCCUGCGUCGGGAGCUGCAGCUGGAGGAUGAGAUGCAAGACCAGGAGACGCGCGCCGAGGCAGAGCGGCUGCGUGCCUUCCACGACCACACAGCGUGGAAGCUCUGCAUGACCAAAGAAAGGAAGAUGGAAUCUGAUAACAUGAACAUCUACAUUAACCAGAAGCGGCAGAUAUUCCUCAUCCAGUACGCCCUGGACAUGAAGCGGAAGGAGAUCCAGCGGCUGGAGAUGCUGGCGGCCAAGGAGGAGGCGGAGCUGGAGCAGGCAGAGAAGUCCCUGGAGAAGGACGCAGCCUUGUUCGACGAGUUUCUCCGGGAGAACGACCGCAGCUCUGUUCAGGCCCUGAGAGCGGCUGAAAAGGAGACCAAAGCAAAAGUGGAGAAGAUCAUUGAGAUCCGUGAACUGACCACCCAGAUCAUGAACAUCAAAAGUGACAUCUCCAAAUUUGAAGACACUUUGCAGCAUUACAAGAUCUACAAGGACUUCCUAUACAAGCUGUCGCCUAAGGAGUGGUUGGAAGAAAAGGAGAAGAAGCACCAGGAUCUCAAAAAGACCAAGGAGGCCCCCGAGCCCCCCAAAGAGAACAUUUCAUUCUCCACAGGAGGGGACAAAGGACCAGGGAACAAGGGCAAAACAAGCUCUAGAGAUGGGCAGGGCCCAAAGAAACCCUCGAAGUCCCUGCCGGUGACCCGGCUGAGGCGGCUUCUAUCCAGCUCCAUGAGCCUCCAGUACAGCAGACAGCCCAGCCUGAACAGUGAGCUGGACCCCAAAGGGUCAAGCUCUAUCUCCACCAUGUAUGAGGAUCCAGACAGCGACGGGGAGGAGCUGGAGCUGUACUUCACAGAUCCUCAGCAGCUCCUGGACAUCUUCAUGAAGCUGGAAGAGCAGAACCUCUCGCUCAUCCAGAACACACAGGAGAUGGAGGAGGCCCUGGAUGAUCUGAAUGUCACCCUGAAAAACACCCAGAUCCGCAUGGACAAGGAGGUCAACCAGUUGAAGCAGUGGGUCACCACACUGAUGAUGUCCAUCACCAAGGAGGAGGAGACUGCCGCCGAGCUGGAGCUCAAAGUCCGAGUCUUCCACUUUGGCAAGUACAAGGGUGUUCAGGAGGAAAAGCUGCUGGAAAGCCUGAACCGCAAGGUGCUGGACGUGUACCAGCAAUGCAUCAGCAGCCAGCAGGAGUCCAACCUGGGCCCCGUGCAGAUGCUCACCAUCAUCGAGCACCACCUGGACGAGCUGCUGGAAAAUCUAGAGCGGGUGCCCCAGAUCAAGAUCGAGCAGGCCGAGAAGGCCAAGGAGAAGGAGCGCCGCAUGCGACUCCGGGAGGAGAAGGUCAUGAUGCAGAAGCGGCUGCAGGAGGAGCGUGUGCAGCGGGCCCAGGCCCGGGCCCAGGCUGAGAUCAAGAAGAAGAGAGGCAGGAGACUGGUGAGUCGCUCCCGGCCCCCAGCUCUCAAGGUGAAGAAGGAGCCUGAGCACGUGCAGACAGAGGAGGACAAGGAUGAGCAGCUGCUGUUCUGCACCUAG